Messenger RNA from Paramecium primaurelia, 1293 nucleotides. The record is from the annotation of a GenBank genome assembly. Lineage: Eukaryota; Ciliophora; Oligohymenophorea; Peniculida; Parameciidae.
UAUGGAUUAACUAGAUGGAUUUUAGAUUGUUUUAGCUGAUGGAUCAGUUGGGUUUGCAGUUUAACCAAAGGAAGAUUGUGAACAUUUUAAAUAGACAGAUCUAAAUGAAUUGUAAAAUAUAUUGUAAAUUAAUUUAGAAUGAAGUAUGUUGAACAAAAUAGAAAAAAUUUAUUUUCAUAACCAUGUGUAUAAUGUGGAGAUUGUAAAGAAAAUUGGGUAUGUUAACAUUGUAGAGAAAUUCAUUGUUCUCGAUUUGUAAAUUGUAAUUUAAAUAUUUAUUAAUUUUUAGCUCACAUGGUUGAACAUAAUAAAAAAAGUGGACAUCAAAUUGUUCUAUCAUUAACAGAUUUAUCAUUUUGGUGUUAUGAUUGUUCCUCUUAUAUUACUAAUUAUCUAAUUUCGAAAGCAAGUAAAUUGUUAUCUUCAAUCAAAUUUAAUAAUUAAGAAGACAAAAAUGAUGAGACAUAAGAAAUUAAACAAUUAAUUGAAUAAAUUUCUAAUUUAAAGGUUACUAAUGAAGAUGAAUUCAAUUAUAAUAUAUUAAUAGAUGGAUUGAAAAAUAAGAAAUUCUAAAAAGUAUGUGUAUUGGCUGGUGCAGGAAUGAGUGUAGCUGCUGGAAUUCCAGAUUUCAGAACUCCUGGAACAGGAUUAUAUUCAUAAAUAUAAAAAUAUAAUUUGCCUAGUCCAGAAAGUGUAUUUGAAAUUGAAUAUUUUAAAAAAAAUCCUGAAGCAUUUUAUUGUGUAGCAAAAGAAUUCUUACUUAGUUUUGAUGCUAAACCAACUGUAGCUCAUAAAUUUUUAAAAUUAUUGGAUUCAAGAGAACAAUUACUAAGAUGUUUUACAUAGAAUAUAGAUGGUUUAGAAUUAGAUGCAGGAGUCACAUAAGAAAAAGUCAUAUAAGCACAUGGUCAUAUGAGAUCUGCUAGAUGUAUUGAAUGUUAAGAGGGAGCUUCAAUUAAGGAUUUCAUGAAUCAUAUAAAAAAGGGUGAUAUUCAUAGAUGUGAAAAAUGUCCUAAGAAAGGAUUGAUCAAACCUGAUGUUGUAUUUUUUGGUGAAGGUUUACCAGGAGAAUUCUUUUAUAAUUGGAAUUGUUUAAAAGAUGCAGAUCUUUUAAUUGUUAUAGGAACAAGUCUUAAAGUGAUGCCUUUUGCAGCUAGUGUAGCUAAAGUUGGUCCUUCAACUCCAAUAGUAUUGAUAAAUAGAGAAAAUGUUUUACAAGGAAGAAAGAAUUUACUACAUCUUGAUGGAGACAUUGAAGAAAAUUGUAAAAAGAUUGUUUAAGAUAUGAAAUGA